AUGACACCAAGCUCCCAAUUCGAUGCCGGCGUAGAGCAUCCCGAAGGCCAAUGCCCCUUUUGCGUAAUCGCAAACGAAUACUUGCCCUACGACCCCUCAGAGCCACCCCAGGACGACUCGACGCUCGACCCGAACCGCAUCCCUACGCCCGCCUUUGUCGUCCUCUCAACGCCGCUCCUCAUCGCCUUCCUAGACAUCCUUCCCCUGUCUCGCGGCCACCUCCUCCUCUGCCCGCGCGCCCACCGCCCGAAGCUGACCGACGCCUCGCCCGAAGAGUCGGCCGAGAUGGGGCGGUACCUGCGCGUGCUGUCCAACGCCCUGGCGCGCACGACGGGUGUGGAGGAUUGGAACGUCGUGCAGAAUAAUGGGGCCGCAGCGGCGCAGGUCGUGAUGCACAUGCACUUCCAUCUUAUCCCGCGACCCGAAAUCCGCGCGAGCGGACGGUAUAGCGAAAGCUUUACCAUGUUUGGGCGGGGCCGGCGGGAGGAGCUCGACGACGAGGAGGCGGAACAUUUCGCCAAGGAGCUGCGGGAGAACGUGGCGGACAUAUUGAGGGAAGAGAAACACAAGUCAAAGCUCUGA
Messenger RNA from Colletotrichum orchidophilum, 582 nucleotides. Its product is annotated as HIT domain-containing protein. The record is from RefSeq and is a predicted model, not a curated record. Bases 1 to 582 code for a protein of 193 amino acids. The transcript has a single exon. NCBI's taxonomy places the organism in Eukaryota, Fungi, Ascomycota, Sordariomycetes, Glomerellales, Glomerellaceae. Gene Ontology annotation, molecular function: catalytic activity. Gene Ontology annotation, biological process: nucleotide metabolic process.